CGAUACCAAAAAGUCCUACAUCGUCAUGUUCAGGGUAGCAGAAACAAUUUUCUAGAUUCUUUCAAAAAUAAAGGCAUGGAUCUGGUGGCGAUCCAUCUGGCCCCGACUUCUCUCAUUCCGUUCAAGUGCUAGUCUUCUAUAGACAAGACCGUCUGUUGUAGCAAUGGAUCCCAAAAAGAGCUUUGCCGCUACUGAGCCGGCAUCUUCUAUUGAUGUCACUUUGUUCGAUUCAGACCCGCCGGUCGGGCAACACGCGACAGUACAGACCCCUUCCCCCGACUCAAGGCGACGGUCGAAUUCGAGCCUACGAUCGGAGUCUAACCUACAGGUGCCAUCACCAUGCGCGACUCGAGAGAUUCCAGGGGAGGAAUGUGCAUUGCAGAGAUUCAUCGUAUGGGCAGCCGUCAAGCGAAACAAAUCGGUUCGAAUGGCAGCAAGCGAGCGUCUAAAAUGCCCUCUUCUCUUGUGCGGAGAGCGAUUCGACGACCAUGAGGAGAUGCUAAGACAUCUGACUAAGUGCCAACACCUCAAAACUGGUGAAUACGUAUGCUACGACUGCAUGAAAAUCGAACGAUAUAACGAUGGGAAAUGUCGGUGUUGUACGGGCCAUCCGACUAGGCGAAGACGUAUUAUGAACAUGGCCAGGAGCUUCUUCUCGAAUAUAGGCAACAAGACACAAAAGAUGCCGCAUUCUAAUUUCCAGGAAGAUAUCACAGCACCUCCCCCUAGCUACGAUUCUCUCGUAAUCGAUCUAGAAGAGCAAAGUGAGCGUCAGCAGCACCAAGAACAGCCACGACAACAGGAAUCCCAGCCUCGUCCUCAGAUAGAACUGAAUGGUACAGAAAUACACGAGUUAGACUCCAGACAAAUGCUACCGACAGCUGAGCUCGACCCCGUUAACUAUGCCACACAACCUGUAGAUUUCCCCACGACCCCAGAUCGACCACAUAAUGCUACACCGGGGAUUACGGUGCCCUCCCAAACAGCCAAACUUCCGAGGCACAGUGAACCCUUAUCGCAAUACUCAAUACAACAACUUCAUCAAGACAUGUCCAUGCCUCCACCUAAUUUAAUGCCGACAACUUCAGGGGGAAGUCGACCCUCUUUAGCCUUAGAUACUCACAUAGACCGUUAUAGGAAUGUUCCCCGUACCAAGCGCCUCUCCCCAAGUUCGUCGCUUCGAUCGACUAAAAGCUCGCAUAACAUAUCGCCAGUCACUCCUUGGAGUGCAACGUCCAACAGUUCGGGAGCCUGGACCAUGGGCUCAAGUAUCGGCACCGCAAUGACAUCUCCGAUAACACCCCUGAGUCCAAACAAUCUUUUCCCAGCAUCCCAACCGGAAGAAAUGUCGACUGCAGUAAAGCCCACAGCCCCAUGUCCAGAAGACACGUGUAACUAUAUGGUCAACGGCAUGUUUGAAUUACCAGGCGAUGACUUGUUAUCCAUACCCCGUGGAUUGUCUGAUCCGAUGUUAUUUUCUUUUGAGCCUAAGGACAACUAUUCAUGGAUGCAGUCUGUUGAUACAGAAAUCUCUCUUUCACCAUCCGUCAAUAUGAUGUUCGCAGGAUCCAAUCCGAAGCCCACAAACAUACCGUCCGAAUUCCUCGACCCGUCAGAUCGUAGCCCAGAGACCAGGACUCUUGUCGAGACGGCUUGGGUCGCCUUACAGGAGCAUAUCUCGUCUUCAAGACAUAAACUGUCGCACAUCGAAGGAAACCCGUUGGUCGAACGACUUCAAACACAGUCACCAAAAACCGUCGCAUUAAACGGCCUCUCGAGCCUAAGAAGGAUGCUACAAGGGGAUAACAUUAUAGACGCGUUUGACUACCUCUGUUUUAUACAUCUCAUUUACGCCUUCUCCCUUGUGAUCCACGAAAACGACCUUGCAACUCGUUGUAGCGCACUGUACCAACAAGCCCUUUCUUAUCGGCACUUUCUGGAACCAAACUAUCGCGAUUACUAUACGCAAAUCGUGAUAGAAAUAUGGCAACCUAUGCUAGAGGAACAAUCACAAGUCUUUAGAGCAGCCCGUACAGAUGUAUCGUCAAGUAGCAAGGGUAAAGAGCCCGAGUAUCGAACAAGCUCGAGAGUUAAUUUUGAAAUCGACCCUCUCGUUGCCGUAGGGCAGAAUUUUCUUGAUGAUCUAGAUAAUUCCGUCAUGACCGGUGGUCCACCAAGGUCAGAUGAAGUCUUCACAUCUCACCUCUAUUCCACUCAUGUAGCAGCAACGCAGCCAAAUUCUUUAGAUGACAGUCCCUUUGCAAUAACAGCCAGUUAUAUUGUUCAAGACUUGACUACCGGAUUCCAACAUUCAGACAUGUUAUUAACAAGACUGGGAGAAAUCAAGCGAAAGAUUCGGUCCGGGGAGAUCACCUACGUUCGCAAACUUGAACUCGCGAUAUUGCAAGCCGGUAAAACUUCUUUGGAUUCUCCCAGCCUCUUUAACGACUACAUCCCACAAGUUAGAAGAUUUUGUGACCCGAUUUAUCCCGAGCAAAGAUCUCCAUCGAGAACAUUAUAUCAGACUAUGGGAAUAUCGUUGAUGGAAGAUAUAAUUCAAAAAAUCACGUCCGAUACUCAACAUAUGCAGGAAAAUCCUCCCGAAUUUACGCUGGAGCUAUCUGAACCGGGGUAUAAUCCAUUUCUCGAUGCGUUCAACUUUGAAAGCAACACCGGGAUUGAUGGAAAUUUCUUCAUAAACCUGGGUACCAGCUCUUCUCAACAAAACCAAACAGUGCUUCCAGGCACUCCGAGUUUCAACCCGGAGCUUGGCCCCAUGGACCUUCAAGACAUGAACACUAGUGUUCCGCCACCUACCAUUACGACUGCAGCUUUCGCCAAAACCGCAUCUCACACAAGCACACCUGAUAAUUCCUUCACAUCUCCGCCCGGCCUCCCACACCCAAUCAAUGUUCCAACUAGGCCAAAGCCUCUCUCGCCGGCUCAUAUCGAAUCACCAAAGUCGAUAUCCUCCUCGGCCCAGAAGAUGGAAGCAAAUGAUGCCUGUGACGUGUGCGGAUACCGUCCAAAGGGAGAUCCGCAAUGGUUCAAGGGCAGCAUGGCAAAGCACAAGAAGAUGCAGCAUUCAGCGGGCCCGCCGGUAAUAUACAAAUGCCCCUAUCCCGGCUGCACUAGCCAAUACAAGAACCGCCAGGAUAAUCUACGCCAGCACCAGAUCGACAAGAACCAUUUCGUCGGCGACGAGGCAGGCCGGAGACCCAGCAAGAGGAAGAAGUACUCCCCGGAAGAGUAGAUGAGAUGAUGGUACUACGAACGCGAAAAUAUGAUAUGAUGACCUUGGGACGGCAAAUUCUUAUCUCAGUAUAAUAUGGGUUCUGCAUCAGUUAGGCGUCUGGAUCGGCGAUAUACAUAUUUGGGUGGCUUCUUUUCGUCGUUUCCCCCCCCCCUUUCCUCCCCUCCCUCCGAACUUAACCCCCCUCCUCCUUUUUUGGCUAAGGCUAGGGACAAUUGAGAUGGGGAGGGCUAUUUAGAGAUACCACUGCGUAUUUAUAGA
Daldinia caldariorum is the source of this 3514-nucleotide messenger RNA. RefSeq lists its product as uncharacterized. NCBI's taxonomy places the organism in Eukaryota, Fungi, Ascomycota, Sordariomycetes, Xylariales, Hypoxylaceae. The coding region runs from base 164 to 3253 and encodes 1029 amino acids. The record is from RefSeq and is a predicted model, not a curated record. The transcript is spliced from 4 exons.